CACAUAAAAAGAAUUAGGCCCCGUCGCCGCCGCCAGCGACGCCCCGCUCCCACGCAUCCCGCAGCGCGAGCCACUUCUCCGGCGGCACGCGCAGCCCGAGCAGCCGCGCCGUCCGCGAGAACCACGCCAGAAGCGACGCGUCGUCGCCGGCGUCGCCGUCCAGGCAGCCGUGGACGAGGCAGAAAAGCUCGCCCGUCACGGGGUGCGGCUCCCACGAGAGCACCGCGUCGCCCGCGAAAACGCGCCGGAUCUCCGCGGGCGACCGCGGCGCGCCGUCGUAGCGCGCGACGCGCAGCCGCAGCUCCGGCGAGCCGUAGGCCGUCGACGGGAGGAUGUGGUAUUCCCACUCGUCGAGCGAGGCGUCCCGUGGCGCGCAGGCUGCGUCCUCCUCCGAGGCGCAGCGCUCCGGCGCCGCCGCCGCGAUCGGCGCGCGGAAGUGGCGCUCCCACACGAGGUAGCCGUCGACGCACGCGGCGAGCGGGUGCGUCGGCGGCACGCGUUCGAAGCGCCAGGCCCAGGGGAACUGCGGUUCGACGCCUGCUGCCCAGGCGUCUCGCAGAGCGACGAAUGCCUGCGCCUCGCGCGACCAGUUUUGCAGGAGCGCCGGCAUACCAUCACAUGAAUGCUCUAUUCCUGUGGUUCCGCAGGAGUGUGGCCUUGCUGUGUGCGCCAGGACAAACUAUGUACUCACCGCAG
Pelagomonas calceolata is the source of this 696-nucleotide messenger RNA. The record is from the annotation of a GenBank genome assembly. Lineage: Eukaryota; Pelagophyceae; Pelagomonadales; Pelagomonadaceae.